AUGGGGGAAAACUUCAUUGUUGCUUCUUGUCUUCCAGAGCCAGAGUCUCCCUGGAUAUUGGCAUAUGUGCCUAUAAGAAGCUGCCAUAGAGUUCUGAAGGACAAGUAUGGGGAGUUUUUUCCUCCAGCAUACCGUGGUGAUUUCCCCGUAAGCUUUUGGUGCAACUGGACAAUCUGGGCAGGCUCCAGAAAGCAUAUAAUAAUUUAUAUUCAAGGCUUUAACGCUAAGGAGGACUGCAACAAAAAUGAGGACAAAAUUCUAUUUGAAGGAGUUUCUUCACUGGUGGAAAACAGUGUUGUUUACUCUUGCUGGAAAAAGGAGAUGCACGUUUUUGCCACCUUUGCUCAGGCUGUCCACGUUGUGUUGCUGAAGAGGUACUUGCCAAACUGCAGAGAUGCACAGUUUAAAGGGAAAUACUACAUCUUCCAAGACCAGGAAGGUGAAUCUUCCUCCAAAGAUGAUGGGAUUUCUGAAACUCCUACUCCAAAACUACCAAAGCAAGACAGUAUUUUUCAGUCUGGCUGUGUUGAAAACCUUAGAAAUGUGCUGGGCUUGGCAACCCCAUGUAGCACCAUGAACCCUGGCGAGACCACAGUGCUAAGUGGUGAGCCGAUGCAGGAAAGAGGGAUCACUCUGGAUACUAUGGCUGUGGAAAGUCCUAUUGAGCUUAUCCCACGUGAACGUGCAAAGACACUGCUUCUGGAAACAAAAGCUCCUGGUGAGCUGGGAUCUGAGCUGCCGGGGGUUCAGGAAGCUCAAGGCACAGGAACACCUGAGGGUAUAAUCCCCACUGCAGCACAGGAUAGCUGGGGGCAGAGUCUCUCUGUGAGUGGGGACAUCACUGUGGGUUUUGGUUAUAUGCACAGGCUUUCAAGUGUGCAUUUGGAAACUCCUUUGCUCAGUGCCUUGCAUGCGGCAGAACCUCUUUUGCAGCCAGCAGGUGUGAGUCUGGAGACCAGCCAGUCUGUCCUGAGUGCUACCUUGAAGCCAAAAGGUCUGGGUGACCUACAAUUUACUAUUAAACCAACACGCACAAGUUACCUGGACUCAGCUGCACACUCACAGUCUGUGUCCCCUGGCAGAGGGGAAAGCCAAGAAAGCACAGGUACCACCAGGAACCAGCGGCUCAGCACAGUCAGCUUGGAGAAGGGUGAAAGCCAUCCCCAGCUGAGCAUCCCAGCUGAUGGCACAGUGAGCAGUGAGGCCGAGGGCCUUGCACAGGGCCUGACACCCAGCCUGAGCAGCCACUAUGAAAUGGUAAACAAGGACCACUUGCAUCUGCUACCUGAGAGAAGCCUGAGCUGCCAAAGCAGUUUAAGGCACUUGUCCAUACCUAAAUCUGAGCUGGGAACAACUGGCCUCCAACAUACAAAGCUCAUGGAUAUUUCCCUGCUGGAAAGCUCUAGGGGAGUUGGUGUGGGGCUUCCUCUGCCCAAGGGCUGUGUGAGCAGUGGCUCUGGGGUGGCACCAGCUUCCCUGUCUGACAUCUGGGGGGUGAGGAGAGAGGAGCACAUGGUGCCUGUGCAGCAUCAGGACACAGCUGCUAGUGACAAACUGGCUCCUGCCUCCCUCCUUGGGGGAUGUAAAAUGCAGAAAACCACAGAAGCUCUUCGAGUGGGUGCAGGACAGCAGAGAACUGCCUCCUUCAGCACCACUCCUGCACACCCUGAUCUUCCUGCAGCUCCAUGGGGAGGAACACUAUCAAGAGACCAAAUGCCUUGGGAUCCCUCUGAUGUAUCCAGAAACACCCAGAUGCCAGAAGGACAGCAAUGGAAACACGCUGAGCUGGGACCUCCAUGGGCAAUGGAGUACUUUCCCCUCAGGAGCUGCCAUCUCAUCUUUCGGGAUGGGUCUGGGGUGUUUUACCUUCCGCUGCAUGCUGACAUUAAAACCAACAUCUGGUGCAACUGGACCAUCUGGGCAGGCCCCCAGAAGCACAUUGUCAUCUACGUCCAGGGAUUUGAGGGGAGCGACGGCUGUGGCAGCAACCAGGACAAGAUCAUCUUCCAGGGGGUCUCAUCAAGUGUGGAAACCAAAGUGGUGUAUGCCUGCCACAACCGAGGCACUCUGGUCUUUGCUACGCAAGCUACUGAGGUCCAGGUGUUGUUUCUGUCAGGGAGUGGCUCCCAAAGCCAUGAAUACAAAUAUUUUAAGGGACAGUAUUACGUAUUCAGAGACUCUGAAGCUGUGGGCUCUUCAAACGAUACCAUAGCAGCUCCCCGAGAGCCUGUCCAGGAGACCUCUAAAAAAGAGAGCUGGAGGACAGUGGCAACAAAAGGUUUAGUGUCCAUGCUCAGUGCCUCUCUAGACCCACCAGCUGCACCUGCUGGUGGCAGGAUUCAGCCUGAUCUUGUGAGCCCAGAUGGAAAGGCCCAACACCCUUCUGAUCUCACAGAAGAUGCUCAGUUUGGUACUAACCUGAGCAAGCUUGACCUGAGUGAGCAUGGUCAACUGCAGGAUGAAACCAAGCUGGAAAAGAGCCCUCAGGAUGGUAGCACUGAGGGCAGAGAAACUGAAGAUGAUGUGUUGGUGGAGGCAGCUCCAGCUGGGCAAGACACUGGGUGUAAAGCUGAGCCAUCUGCCUUGGGGCUGACCAAGGGGGAUGUAGAGCCAGUAGCUGCUCUGGCCACCACAGUCCCAAGUCACUCAACUGGUUUACCUUUCUCAGAGAUGCCCAGCAGCAAUGCAGGUGUCUCUGACAAAUCAUCCAGUCUGGGUCAGGCCAGUGACAACCUGUCAGAAGAAGUGGCUGCUGCUACACAUCGCACACAGACACCAGUGCUGGAAGAGCCACCACCAGACAUAAGUACAAAACCUUCUCUCUACCCCUCUCCUGGUGUGACUGCUGGUGAUACGGUGUCUCUGGGGGAAAGGACAGAAGAGCUUUUUGAUCUGGUUUCUGCCCUGGCAUCUCUGGAGAAUGGCACAGCACUGCAGUCCCAGCACCAUCCCGGAGAUAUGCUGUUUGAAGUAACUAUGGAAGUCAAACCCAAGGACUGGAUUCCUCAUGGUGGAAGUGAGCUCCGAAAGGGUCUUCUCGAAUCUAUGAAGAACCAUAUACAGAAGAACCUGAAACUUUCUGCCAACAGAGUCAAUGAAAUAAAGUUAAAUGAUGUCAAAAGCACAAGGGAUGCCAACCUGCUGCUCACCUUCUGGCUGCACCUGAAGCCGGAGGAGAGGAAUGUGUCUCUGCUCCUGCGCUCCCAGCUAGAGGAGCUGCUUGGCACCUCAGUCGGAGCAGAGAAGCUGCAGCUUGUUUCGCUGUCUGUUGAAGACGUGAACGAGUGCAAUGCCGGGGUUGGCCUCUGCGGGGAGGAGGCAGAGUGCUUCAAUGGCGUGGGCACCUACCUCUGCCGCUGCAAACAGGGCUAUGAGGAUCAUUCUCCCACCAAGUCCGGCACCCUCUGCAUCCGCACUCCCCGAUCAGGGAUCAGCUUCUUCCUCCGUCACACUGACAUCCUGGUGGGGGCAGCCAUCGUGUCUGUCCUGAUGAUGCUGGUGGCUGCUGGUAUCCUCUGUGUGACAGCCAUCUGGAGACAGCACCCCAGGAGGAGCCCAGGCCUCGAGGAGCCAUCAGUGAGGGCCGUGGAGGAGCCAGAGAUGGAGUUGCAUGACCUGGGGGAGUGCCUGCGCCUGGACCCCUUCCAGCUGAAGCUGCGGGCCAGGCCCCCCGAGUGGCUGUGGAGUGUCCAUGCCCACCAUGGUGAGGUGUGCCAAGUCUUUCUGGAGCAGUCUUCCCCACUCUGAGGGAGUUGCAGGUCUUCCCCAGCCCCCCUGUGGCCCUAGUGACCUGUGCAGGCACUCCUGCCUUUCCCAGCUGACACAAGCCACUGGCUGUGCAAACCCUUCUGCUGUGUUUUAUGGACCAUGAAUAUCCCACAACAGUGUUCCUAGUCUUGUAAUUUAAUUUUUUUUUUUUAAUAUUCACUCAGCAAAAUGCUUGCUCCACACUGCUGUACAUCUGCUGAUUUACCCUGCUCAAGAGCUGCACAGAGCUGUCAGUAUGUCAAAA
Messenger RNA from Pipra filicauda (Wire-tailed manakin), 4012 nucleotides. RefSeq lists its product as uncharacterized. The transcript is spliced from 8 exons. The record is from RefSeq and is a predicted model, not a curated record. The coding region runs from base 1 to 3747 and encodes 1248 amino acids. NCBI's taxonomy places the organism in Eukaryota, Metazoa, Chordata, Aves, Passeriformes, Pipridae. Gene Ontology annotation, molecular function: calcium ion binding.